Messenger RNA from Scylla paramamosain (green mud crab), 5284 nucleotides. RefSeq names its product serine/threonine-protein phosphatase 6 regulatory ankyrin repeat subunit B-like. The coding region runs from base 245 to 4321 and encodes 1358 amino acids. The record is from RefSeq and is a predicted model, not a curated record. The transcript has 11 exons. Gene Ontology annotation, molecular function: protein binding. NCBI's taxonomy places the organism in Eukaryota, Metazoa, Arthropoda, Malacostraca, Decapoda, Portunidae.
GUUAUACAGGUUGUGGCGAAGCGUGAGAGGAGCGGGUUACUCGGCGCAGGUCGUGGUCGGUCGUGGCUGAUAGCGUGGCCUCACUGAUAAGAGAGAUAGCGCCGCCCUGCCGAGACGCCAUCACCGCUGCACGGGACCCGCACUGUCAGGAGUGGAGCCCCAGCCCAUUCCCGAGACGACCUUUCCCCGGCAACUCUCGGGGGGUGGCACGUCAAAAUACCAGUGAGUCGGUCUGAACUGCAGCAUGGUGAACCCCGGGGUGGCGGCCACGGGGAUAGGCAGGGACCCCUCCGUGACCCGCCGUCGGGGCAGCGUGUUCCGUAGGGCGCUCAUCUCCGUUGGAAUUGUUUCCAAAGAGGAGCGCCUAGUGGCGGCGGCGGACAGCGGGGACGCGGCUUUGGUGGCCUCGCUUCUCUCCGGUGGCGCGGACGUCAACUGGCAAAACAACCACGGGGAAAACGCCCUCAUGUAUGCUGCCUGGCGGGGACACGAGGCUGUGGUGGCGUCGCUGCUGCAGCAUCCCGCCACGCACGUCAACCUGCAGGAUGACGACGGGUGGUCUGCUUUGGUGUGGGCGGCGCACGGAGGGCACACGGGCGUGGUGCGGCUGUUCAUGGUGCACCCCGACACCGAACCAGACUUAGCCAACAACGCCGGCGAGACGGCACUCAUGAAGGCGUCCGUGCACGGCCACGAGAGUGUCGUCAAGCAGCUGCUCAGCUCCUACCGCACUUCUGUGGACAAGUGUCACCCUGACGGGUCCACGGCCCUGCUGUGGGCAGCGGCGGGCGGCAGUGUGGAGUGUAUCUCGGCGCUCCUCGAUGCCAAAGCCAACAUUGCUGAGAAGGACAAGGAUGGCAUGAACGCUCUCAUGUGGGCCGUGACAGUGGGCCGGGCGGAGGCCGCAGAACUGUUGAUUCAGCGUGGUGUGGAUCUGUCCCAGAGAGACAACAUUGGCCGGUCCUCGCUGCUCAUGGCGGCGGAGACGGGCCACGCCGAGGUAGCCAGCACACUGCUGCACCACGACACAGUGGACGUCAACGUAGCCACCAAAGACAAGGUGACGCCUCUGAUGCGAGCGGCGGAGCACGGCCACACCGUUGUGGUCAACAUGCUGUGCAAGUGUAAUGACACAGACGUCAACUUGCAGGACAACAACGGCCGCUCGGCGCUGUUUUACGCCGCGCGCUCCGGCCACGCUGACUGCGUGCACAUUUUACUCAAGCACGGAGCCAUAAAUCCCAACCUCAGUGACCUGGAGGGUCAGACUCCUUCCAUGGUGGCCGCCAGUGGGGGCCACGAGGAGGUGGUGGUGGCCCUUCUCUCUCACCGGGACACUGACAUCUCCUUAAGAACCCGAAAUGGCUUCACAGCUUUCCUCCUAGCUGCUCGGAGCGGCCAGCGCUCGGUGGUGCAGAGGCUGCUGGCACAUCUCGAGGUGGACAUAAACGAGCAGGAUGGGGCGGGCAUGACGGCCCUGGCGUGGACAGCAAAGACUGGCGCCGUGCACGUGGUGGAGUUACUGCAGCAGUAUCAUUCUCUACGGCCCGACACACCAGACAGCGAUGGCCUCACGCCCAUGAUGUGGGCCGCGCGAUGCAACCAGCUGUUGUCCGUCAGGACGCUUCUGAGGGAUUCCCGGAAUGACACAGAGGCCAAGGACCGAGAUGGCCGCACGGCUAUGGCGUGGGCACAGCACGAGGGCCACAAAGAGGUAGCACAGCUGCUGGCGCGCUACAACCAGCUAGCGUCGAGCGGCACUGAAGACUCAGUGGACGAUUCCUCCUCAGAGUGCUCCACCCACACUCCGUCCGCCAUGACGCAGCGCUACAACCACCCCGUGAGCGACAUGCAAGUGGACAACAUCGGGGACGUGGUAAAGCUGCUGGAGAACGGCCCGUAUGUCAGCUGGCGCCAAAAGACCGGGAAGACGUCCUUCGCUUGGGCGGUGGCCAGCGGCCAGAGUGAGGUUGUCAAGGUGUUCCUGCUGGUCCCCGGCCUAGAUGUGAACGAGCGGGACGAGCAAGGUCUCACGCCCCUCAUGGUGGCCGCCAAGAACGGACAUGUUCAAGUCCUUCACUUGCUACUCACGCACAAAGACGUUGACUAUAGCAGUGCUGACUGGCGCGGCCGAUCCGCACUCAUGUUGGCAGCGGAGCAUGGGCAGGUGAGGACCUUGGCUGUGCUGCUGAGGUGUCCUGAGGUAGACGUGAACCAUCAGGACAACGCUGACCACACGGCUCUCACCCUCACCGCCAACGCGGGCAUGUAUGAGCUAACGAAUUUGCUUUUGCAGCACAACGCCAUCAAUGUCAACAUGACAGCCACAGACAGGUGCAGUGCGUUACUGUUCGCCACGCGCGCCGGCCACGACGACACCGCGGAACUUUUGCUCAAGAAUCCCAAGACAGACGUCAAUUUAGAAGACGAUUGCGGUGACACAGCGCUACACGUGGCGGCGGGACACCACGGCAACGCGCGACUGACCCGAGUCCUGCUGCAGCACUCCCACAUUGGCGUGAACCGUCGCAAUGGCCAAGGCAGCACGGCUCUGCUGCUUGCGUCCAAGAAUGGCCAUCUGGAGAGUGCCAAACUGCUGCUGGAGCAUCAUCUCGUCGACGUGAACUCUCGGGAUAACCAGAACAAGACGGCGCUCAUGUACGCCUGCAUCAUGGGCCACGAGGACAUUGUCUGCCUCCUGUUCUCUCACCCAGACCUGGAUCCCAAUCUCCGUUGCAGCGAGCAGGGCAUGUCAGCACUGCUGCUGGCCACGCGCAGCGACCACUCGGGUCUUCUCGCUCUCCUUUGCGCCCGAAACAACAUUGACGUCAACCAGACGGAUGAUUUUCGGGCCUCACCACUGAUGUACGCAGUGAGGCGCGGGUCGCAAGCCUCUGUGGAGGCUCUUCUUGAUCACCCCAACAUAGACAUCAACAUAAGUGACGCGGAAGGCAAGACUCCACUGCUGCGAGCCUUGGCAGACAACCUAUACGGCCUGGCCAUGCUGCUGCUUGCCAGACCUGACGUGGAUGUCAACUCUCGCACGCUGGAGUCCAAGACUGCACUGAUGUACGCAGCCACAUACCCCGAGGGCCUGCCCGCACUCAGGCUCAUGCUGGCCAUCCGCGGCGUGGAGCUAAACGCCGCUGACGAGCAGUCGUGCACGGCGUUGCUUCACGCGUGUAAGUGUGGCAACGUGGAAGCGGCGCUGGCGCUGGUGGAGACUGACGGCGUGGACCUGGAGCUACGGGAUGACCAGGGCAUGACGGCACUCAUGUGGGCGGCGCUGCUCGGCUUCCGCGUCAUCGUGCAGGCGCUGCUGCAGGUGAGGACGCUGGAGGUGAACACGCUGAGUCCUGACGGACUGUCGGCGCUGGGUCUAGCGUGCGAAGCGGGCCACGUGGACGUGGUGCAGCAGCUCGCCUCGCACGCUGCCGUGGAUGUGAACGCCGGGAACGCCGCGGGACGCACGCCCCUCGUGGCGGCUCUCGAGCGGUCCCAACACGAGUGUGUGCGAGUGUUGCUGCAACACCCGUCCCACUCCCUCUCUCGCGCUGGUGUGCGCCCGCCCUACCUGCCGCCCACCCUCAAGGCCAUGGUCAACCUGUACCGCAACAACAGCCAGGUGCGUCACGCCCUGGUGCUGAGCGCCCCACCGCCCUCACUGGUGCUGGACGGAGCCACACGCGCCGGGGAUGCCUGCGUCGCCGGGGGCGGUGAGGUGGCGUCUGUUCUGCUCUCCCUUCCACGCCCCUUCCAGGUGGUGCAGCACGUGUUGCGACGAGCCUCCCCGGAGUCCUUGGCCAAGCAGGUGCACAGCUUCGCCGACAAGAUCCAGCCGGAGGAGGAAGGUGCUGUCGUUCUGUACAUCAGCGGCGAGAUCCUGGUAACUCCGGAAGGUCCCGCCCUUUGCCUCCCUUCAGCACAGCCCGCGCCCACCAACGUUCUCCUCUCCUCUCUGGUGAACGCCCUCGCGGCCACGCCUACGCUGGUACUGCUGCUGGACGCCGUGGCAGUCAGGGUGGACGACGCGGCCUCUCAGAGUGCUCGUUCUAAUCCCCACGCCCACAUCCUACCGCCCCUCCUUCAUCCGAACAUGGCGGCGGUGGGCGGAGCCUCAACGGAGCGCCUGCAGGUGGUUGGAUCUCGGUGCUCGGCCUUCAGUGCUGAGCUGGCCAGGGAAAUCCUUCACGGCGUCACGGUGCAGCAGCUGCACCAAAGAACCAAUCAGCAGCUGGCCGCGGUUCCCCGUACUUCUGCUUCCAGCCCGCCACCUCCUGCUGUCCUGCUCUCCAACCUCUCCCAGGACUGGCUCUUCUGAGGUUUCUGACAGCCGCUGGGCGCUCCUUGGAUAGUGAAAUACCCAACCACUUAUUCACAGAGUCUCCCCUGUGGUACCUGAAGCGUUUCGGAGACGGGCGCGGUGACGACCACAUAAUGGCGGCCCCUGGGUGACAGAGUGGCCUCGCACCAAGCCCUGAAUAUAUGAAGGAAAACCAAAUCUCAAAAGAUUUCAGAAGAGAUUUGUACUUCCUCUUGAGGGUGUUCACGCCCCAGACACCGGAAAAAUUUUGCUAGUGUGAGCAGGUACACCUCACGAGGUGUUUCAGAACUGUAUUAUCUAUAUAUCUAUCUAUCUAUCUGUAUGUCUGUCUGUCUGUUAAUAUCUGACUCCCGUUCCUAUGAAAACAACAGAGGAUGGCUGUAGUAAGAUUCUACGGGGGACCAACCCCUGGCCUCACAUAUUGAGGCCUACUGUGACCACAGCAAUCCCACUUGGCAAGGAUUAAUGCUGCGAUUAUUGUAGCAACACCCUCAUUGGUCAGUUUGGCGGAGACAGCUCAACGUCCCAGAAACAAAGGCAGCAGUUUUCGCACCAGCUGUCCCUUCACGCCACAGUUGCCACAUCCUCGGCCACUUACUAUCAUUGUCGCUAUCAUUAUCACUGAGUUCUUAAAUUACAACAGAGAAGACCUGAGCUGGAAUCUUCAGGUGGUCAAAAAUAAUUUAGGUUAGUCUCCUUUCACGCUGCAGUCCUUGUUCGCCUGGUGGAGGUCAGGCACGAGACCUCACGUGCCGGCAAAAGAGUAAGGCCAGCAAUUCUGCCUUCCCUAGUGCGUGUGUAUGGUCCUGUGGGUGCAAAAGGCCAGUAUUUCUGUCUGUGUGGGUGCGUGUGAAGUGUGUGAGUGGGUCCGUGCCACAAGAGGACGGAGAUUCUCGCCACACCGCUAAAAGUGCCAAACAAGCAUUGUACGGAAUAUUAUAACUGUUAUUUUUAUAUUAA